AUAUCUAAAUUAACCCUUUUUCACUUCUUUAAAUUCCACAAAAUUAACAACUUAAUCAAAUUGCAGUAAUUAAAUUUCACUUCUUUGUCAUUUUUCUAUCUGUCCCUGUUAAUAUUUUCUAAUUAUAUGCAGAUUAGUCAAGGUUCUGUCUUGAUUUUUACUGAUUAUAAAAAAUGAAAUUAGUAGGAUUUUCUGGGGAAUUUCCAAUUGCUUUUCUCGAUUAUCUGUUGUUAGCCAGUGGAUUGUGAUAUGAUUAUUUGUUAAAGUUGGAAUUUAAUUGCAUUUCAUCAUGGAGAAUUGUAGUUUACCCUAGUAGCCUAAUUUUGGGGUAGCUAUGCUAUGGUGAUUAGCAAAGAAAUAUGUAAACUGAAGACGAAAUAUGACUAUGUUAUGUUAAUCAUACACCCAAGUCGUUGUCCCUAAAUAAUAUGUCACAUUUUCGUAAAGUAUUUCACUAAAUUAUAAUGUUUGUAUAAGGGGGUAGUUUUUUUGUGCGCUACUCAAAAUCAACAUAAGGUGUGCCAAAAUCAGUUUGCCGAGUUAAUGGAGGUGUGUUAAACUGCCUAAAAUCAAUAUAUGGUGUGUCAAAAUCAGUUUGCCAAGUUAAUGGAGGUGUGCUAAACUGCCUAAAAAAUCAAUAUAUGGUGUGUCAAAAUCAGUUUGCCGAGUUAAUUUGGCCUUUCACUUUGGUUUGGGAGGAAAGUGGUAUGAAAAGGCAAAAUUUUGGUACAUAAAGGUGUAGUAGUGGAAGAUAAGAAGGUAAAUUACAUGAAGAUUCCUGUGUUCUCAAAACUUGACUUGGUCUCUGACUCUUCUACAAACAAAGUAACUUGAUGAAUGAUGAUGAUUCUAAAACCAGGGUCUUUUUUACGCAAUGAUGAUUCAUGCAUAACCAUCUUGACUUAUUAGUAGUGUUUACACAACCAUGUUUUUAUGCAUAACCAUCUUGACUUAUUAAUAGUGUUUACACAAUCAUGCUUUAUGCAUAACCAUGACUUGAAUUGCUUUGCUGAUUCGUUUCUAUAAAUAUCCAAAACUAGAACUUGAUCCAUCAUUCACAUUUCACACAAUUGAAUUGAACCGUUUGAUUUUCAUCUGUUCAUGUUAGCCGACCCCCAAUCAUUUCGGGACUAAGGCUUGAUUUUCAGUUGUUGUUGUUGUUGUUGUUGCCACACAAAACAAGAAAUGGCUUGUUUUCCUCCCAUCAAAAACUGUUAUUAUCAACUCUUGUGUAUGCUUUCUUUGUUUUUGCUACCGUGCUUCGUGAUGAGUCUUAUCGAUGGCAAUGAUGCUAUCCGAUGUGUGGAAAACGAGAGGAAAGCCCUACUUCACUUUAAACACGAGAUUCAAGUUGACCGUUGUGGGUUGCUCUCUUCUUGGGGUGACCACCAAGAUUGCUGUCAAUGGGAGGGUAUCCGCUGCAGCAACCUCACGGGUCAUGUAGUAGAGCUGAAUCUACGUGGAAUACAAACAAACACCCUCAACCAUCGUUGUUUAGAAGGUACAAUUAGUGCUUCUUUACUUGACCUCAAGCAUCUUCAACACUUAGACCUUAGUUUAAACAAUUUUCAGCAACAAACCAUACCCGUCUUUAUUGGUUCACUUACCAGUUUAAACCAUCUAAACCUCUCAAAUGCUAAUUUCAAGGGAGAAAUUCCUCACCAACUUGGGAAUCUCUCCGAAUUAGAUUCCCUCGAUCUUAACUGUCGUGCUGAACUGAAUCCCUAUGAUCGCCCUUUCGUGAAAAGCUUAUGGUGGCUUUCCCGUUUAACUCUUUUGACAGACAUUAAUUUGAGUGGUAUUGAUCUUAGUCAAGUCACUGAUUGGUUCCAUAUUGUUAACAGCCUCCCUUAUCUAAGAGUCCUUAAAAUGAGCGAGUGUCAGCUUUCAGUAACAUAUCCACCAUCACUCUCGUACGUUAAUUCCUCGAAAACUCUCAGCAUAAUCAGCCUUUCUAGCAAUAAUUUCUUAUCCGCUGAAAUUUUCAGGUGGUUGUUUACUUUGAAGGGAAUUAGUUCAAGCUUGAUACACCUUGACCUCUCUUAUUGUUUACUCUUAGGUACUCUUCCUAAUGAUUUAGGUGGAAUAACCUCUCUUUCGUAUCUUGAUUUGAGUUUAAAUCUUCUUGGAGGUCCGAUUCCUAGCUCAAUUUGGGAUAUGCCUAAUCUUUCGUAUCUCUCACUAAGUUGGAACGCGUUCGGUGGGUCCAUCUCAUUUCCUGACAGAAUUUCCAGCCAUAACCUCACUCAUCUUGAUCUUUCUGGGAAUGGUUUUCAAGUCACUACUCUUUUGAAAUCUCUUGGUCAUUUAUGUGGCAUAAAAGAACUCGGGAUAACUAGCCAAAACCUCCCCUUUGAGUUUUCCACCAUUAUGGAAUCCCUUUCCGUAUGUUCACUCCACACACUAGAGUCUUUAGAUUUGAGUAACAACAUGGUUCAUGGUUCAAUUCCUGAUAUGAUCAGUUCAUUCUCUUCGUUAAGGGAGUUGUUUUUGUAUGGUAACCAAUUGAAUGGCACGGUUAGUCCAGCCGUUGGGAAACUUUCUAUGCUUGAGCAGUUGGAUCUUUCUUCUAAUACUUUGUCCGACACUCUUUCUGAACACCACUUUUCAAACCUGUCAAGGUUACGGACAUUGUAUUUGUCAGAAAACUCGGGUCUGGUUGUGAACAUCAGUGGUAAUUGGACCCCACCAUUUCAACUAGACUCCUUAACUCUUGGUUCCUGCAAGUUAGGACCUCAUUUCCCGAAGUGGCUUCAGACUCAAACCAAUUUCUCCUGGCUCGACAUCUCCAAUUCCGGGAUUUCAGGGCCCAUUCCUGUUUCGUUUUGGAAGUCAUUACCCUCAAAUCUACAACUUCUGGAUAUGUCUCGUAAUAAUAUUUACGGAGAAAUUCCAGAAGUUUCCAUCACCUUUGACUUCCUACCCCGGAUAAACUUGAGUACAAACCAUUUCAGUGGUGCAGUUCCAUCCUUUCUUGUAAAUGCUUCAAUGUUGUACCUAGACAAGAACAUGUUUUCUAACCUGAUUCCUUUCUUGUGCCCAAAAUCCAAAACCGCUAUAACUUUUUUAGACCUUUCAAGCAACUUAUUCUCAGGUGAACUCCCAGAUUGUUGGAAGUUUUUUGACCAAUUAACAACCCUUUACUUGGAUAACAACAAUCUCUCAGGAAACUUGCCACCAUCCAUCAGUGAACUGAACAACCUCCAAGCUUUACAUAUGCGCAACAAUAGACUUUCCGGUGAAAUAUCCAAACCUUUGAAGAAUUGUUCGUCGUUGGUUAUUCUUGAUUUGGCUAUAAACUCAUUGAGUGGGAAUAUACCACCCGGGAUUGGGACUAGUUUAAGAAAUCUCGGUGUUCUUAUCCUUCGAAGCAAUAACUUUGUCGGGGGUUUACCUUCUAGUCUUUGUAAACUUUCUUACCUCCAAAUCUUGGAUCUUUCAAACAAUCACAUCUCCGGAACCAUUCCAACAUGUGUAUACAAUCUUACAGGAAUGAGAAACAAAACCGAUCUUUUACCAGUCAUUGGUAAGACGGGGAUUUAUGGUUCAUCUGAUUCUGCUAAGCUUAUGUGGAAAAGAGAAGAACAGAGUUUUAGCAACUCUUUGGGUCUUGUAAAAUCCAUUGAUUUUUCAAACAACAUGCUAAAAGGUGAAAUUCCUGAAGGAAUUUCAUUUCUUACUGGUCUUGUUUCUUUGGAUUUAUCAGGAAAUGAUCUGAAUGGGAGUAUUACUCCUAAUAUAGGAGAGUUGACAUCAUUAGAACUACUUGAUUUGUCAAACAACAGACUUUCUGGUAAAAUCCCUGUAACUCUAGCCGAACUGAGUACUUUGGCGAUCUUGGAUUUGUCGAAUAAUAAAUUAUCUGGAAGAGUUCCGAUGGGUACUCAGUUACAAUCGUUUAAUGCUUCGGCGUAUUCUGGGAAUUCCGGGCUUUGUGGUGACCCGCUCCCCAAAUGUGCAGGGGAUAUACCAUCUGUUAGUCCAGUGAAUGGAAAUGGUAUCACUCAACAUAAGGAGAGUGAUGAUGUUUUUCCUGGGUUGUACAUAAGCGUGUUGCUCGGGUUUAUCGUAGGGUUUUGGGGAGUUUGUGGAACUCUGGUGAUCAAAACGUCGUGGAGGCGUGCUUAUUUCCGGUUCUUUGAUGACAUGAAAGAAAGGCUCUAUGCUGUUAUUACUGUGAAGAAAAGCACAGCUUCGAGGAAUUCUUGAACCUUAUUGGGGAGUGCUUUUGUUGCUGCAUGCCUGCAUGAGUUUCUUACAGUAUAUAACAACUCUCAUUUUUGCUAUUAGUAGCCAGUAAUCCAGUAUAUAUGGUCUUAGCAGAGAUGUCCUUAGCAGCUUGGAUUGUUCUUUAUCUGAAGAUCAACAUUAGGGUAAAUGCGAAUAUUAGAUUCUCCGUAGUAGAUUUUAGUUAUACUAGCUUCUAGUGGCGGAUCUUGGCCAAAAAAAGGGUUUGAAACCUCAACUCCUCAAGAUCUUACUGAAUAUAAGCACAUUCAAUCAAUUUGUCACUGGCAUUUUAUGUAUACUUGUAUUAUUUUUAGCUUGAAACUUAUCAUGGGUUAGCUUCUUGUAUCAUUGCAAGGAAGAAUGUAGUAUGAGUUUUACGCAAUUUUCCGUUUUUCAUAGGCGGAAAAAGUAGUGAUGAUCGACAACAUUCAAUCUCAAAUCUUAUGUACCAUCGGAAA
This is a messenger RNA of Spinacia oleracea (spinach), 4688 nucleotides long. RefSeq names its product receptor-like protein EIX2. Gene Ontology annotation, molecular function: protein binding. The record is from RefSeq and is a predicted model, not a curated record. The transcript has 3 exons. NCBI's taxonomy places the organism in Eukaryota, Viridiplantae, Streptophyta, Magnoliopsida, Caryophyllales, Amaranthaceae. Bases 1186 to 4209 code for a protein of 1007 amino acids.